GUAUUUAUGUGAAAACAUAAAGUAAUUUAUAGCAUCUCGAUAACUGUUAAAAAAAUUUCCAAUUUUUUCCGGAAUAACAAAUUUUUCCCAUUAUGGUUUUGUAAUCUAUCUUCAUAUUGAUCACGUGAUAUUUGUUUACUGAACCAAUGUAGCCACUGUUUUAAUGUGCAGAAAUUUUUUGGAUUUGUAUGAUAUUUCCUUGCUUUGUGUCUAAAAUUCUUAUGCAAGACAAUUGCUAGCAUUUGACGGUGCAUCGUAAGUACAUUCUCCUUAAUUUUCUUUAAUGGAAAGAACGUUGUUUUUAGAAGUUGUGGAUGCGUACAAACGAUUACGUAACUCGCCCUCAUCAUGGUUAUGAAACUGAUAGUGUUAGGACAUUCAUUUGUCAGUAGAUUGGAAGAAUUUGUAAGUAAUUCUACGGAUAAUCGUGUGACAAAAAAUUUGAACUUAAGUUUGGAGACCGUUCACGUUUCAUAUGCAGGAUUUAGGGGAGCGACAUUGUCAAAGAUUAGGGCGCAAGGUCUGCGUUACGUAAGACUGAUUCAUCCAGAUGUGGUGGUAUUGCAAGCCGUAUCAAAUGACCUCUGCGAUCCUACGAAAUCAGUAGCAGAUGUCUUCAAACAAUUGAUUGACUUUAUUAUAUCCCUUCGUUAUGCAGAAUCAGUGAAACAUGUUGUAGUUCUACAAACUUUACACAGAAGACCCCCCACUUACCGCAUACGCUAUGAAGUGGAUACUACUUGGUUCAAUGACAGAGUAGAUGAACUUAAUCUGAGAUUAUCAUCCUAUUUAUGUAAUGUGGAUGGAUCAAAAUUUUUCCGCUUAUCAGGUUUCUGGUCCCCUGCAAGUCAGGACAUGGUGUUUUCUAAUGAUGGUGUUCACUUGAAUCCGCAAGGACUGAAGAAAUAUUAUAAUAAUUUGCGAGCAGCAGUAGUUUCUUCAAUUAAAACCAUAACAUAUGAUGAGCGAACUCAGACGCCAACCAAGAGGGAGGCGGACUCAGAAGAAGCCAGCGGCAGCAGGGUCAGCAGAACAGGCUGCGGAACCGACCGAAACGUCUGCUCAGGACCAACUGGUGGCGGCGGUGACCGACAAAGUCCUGGAAGCAAUCAAGAACAAUCAGGAAACCCAACAAGUGGUGGAAAAUGGUUCUAGAGGCAGGAAAAGGCACAGAGAGCCAAAGAAAAAGAGGAGAAGAAUGGCGUCACCUGACAGAUCAAAUUCCUCUUCAGGUACCAACUCUGAUUCAGAUGAAUCUAGUGGUGAAAGUUCCCCAGGUGCAAAUACAAGUACUGAUGAUUCCUCAUCGGAGGAGUCUGAUAACGAUGACAGUUAUUUACUAUCAACGCCCAUAUCCGCACAAAUUGAAUCAAAAAUUAAGAACAAAAUAUGGCAAAAUAAAUAUAUUGACUUUAGUAAACUUUUGCCAAGGGAUGAUGUCGCCUCAGACAGGUCGGUUAAAAUUAAAAGUACAGGCAAUUCUGAAUUAAAAUUACUUUCAGCAAAAUCAAAAACUGUUAUUAAGUCCAUAGAUCAAUGGACAACAGCUUUCCUCAAAUUUCUGGCAAUCUAUUCAGAAAAAUUUCCAAAACAAGUUGCAUCAGUUAUUAAACAUGGAGAAAUUGUCAGAGAACUGGCAAAUAGGCAUGCUGGAUUGUCAUGGAUGACAUAUGAUAAACAAGUACGUAAAGACAUUGAGGCGAGAUCUAUCCCUUGGGGACAGUUACAUUAUGAAUAUUGGGUUAUGGCCACCACAUCUCGAAAUUUUCAUCAGAAUUUCCAAAACAAUUUUCGAGGCAAAAACUUUCAAAGAAGAGGGGGGCCCCCAAAAAGUAGGAAAACACCACCUGGGUUCUGCUAUGCAUUUCACAGGAAUGGAAAAUGCUAUCAGAACAACUGUCAAUACAAACACACAUGUUACCAGUGUAAGAAAAGUCACUCAGUCGUUCAAUGCCCAAGAGGUAAUCAGUCAGCCACAAACAGCAGCUCAUCAACCUACCCUUCAAGUUCAAACUCAUCAUCUACCCCUGCAAACAAAUAGUUAUGUUGUUACUCCAGUUCGGACAACUAUUUUGAAACAGCUAUUAGAAGGGUAUCAUCAAAAUUUGAAAGAAUUCUUAUGUGAAGGUUUUGAAAAAGGAUUUAGAUUAGGUUAUGAGGGUCCAAGGCAACCACGUUUUUCUUCCAAUUUGCUAUCGGCCAAAACUCUUCCAAAUAUAACAUUAGAAAAAUUAAACAAGGAAAUUUCACUUGGCAGAAUUGCUGGCCCAUUUGACGCUCCUCCUUUUGCUAAUAUGCAGUGUUCACCAAUAGGUCUGGUUCCCAAAAAAGAAGCUAAUGAAUUUAGAAUGAUUCAGCAUUUGUCAUUUCCUGACGGGCAUUCAGUUAACGACUUUAUACCUGACGAAUUAUGCUCUGUUUCCUAUACAACAAUCGAUGAUGCUAUCAAAUUGAUAAGACAGAUCGGUCGUGAUUGCCUUCUUGCAAAAACUGACAUUGCUUCUGCUUUUCGGAUAAUACCUGUUCACUCACUUGACCAUGAGUUACUAGGUAUUCAGUUUCAAAAUAAGUUUUAUUUUGAUAAAUGUCUUCCCAUGGGUUGCUCAAUAUCAUGCUCCAUUUUUGAAACUUUCAGUACAGCAUUGCAGUGGAUAGCUUGCAACAAGUUUGGAGUCCCUAACAUGUUGCAUAUAUUAGAUGAUUUCUUAUUUAUAGGGCCCAGGGACUCUUCAAUAUGUGGUCUAGCAUUACAGCAGUUUAUAUCUUUGUGUGAAGUGUUGGGGGUUCCAAUUAAAUCAGAAAAAACUGAGGGCCCUUCUACAGAGAUAGUUUUCUUGGGAAUACAACUAGAUACAGUGAAGUGGGAAGCUAGAUUACCCCAAGAUAGAGUCCAAAAAAUCCGCGAGGCAGUUAAACUAGCCAAAAAUCGCAAAAAAAUGAAACUUCGUGAAGUUCAAUCUUUGAUUGGGCUGUUAAAUUUUGCUUGCUGUGUUGUAGUACCAGGGCGUGCAUUUUUGCGUCGUCUCAUCAAUUUAACAGUAGGUGUAAAAAAGCCCCAUCAUAGGAUUCGUCUAAAUAAGCAAGCAAGGUUGGAUUUGUUAGCUUGGGAAACUUUCAUAGACAAUUUUAAUGGCAAGUCAAUCUUUCUAGACGAUCAAUGGCAAAAUUCCCAAAAACUUCAUCUGUAUACCGAUGCAGCAGGAAGCUUAGGUUACGGGGCUAUCUUAGGUAAAAAAUGGUUUUUUGGAAGUUGGGAGAACAUAAACCUUCAAGAUCGCAAUAUAACAUUCAAGGAACUUUUUCCAAUUGUGGUUGCCAUUGAAAUCUGGGGAGAAACCUUGGCUAACUGUUCUAUAUUGUUUCAUUCAGAUAAUAUGGCAGUCGUCAACAUUAUUAAUAGACUUUCUUCAAAAGAACCAUCAGUUAUGUCCUUAGUCAGAAGACUGGUUCUAGCUUGCUUGAGAUUUAAUAUUUUAUUCAAAUCUGAGCAUAUUCCUGGAAAAGAUAAUAUUUUACCUGACUUACUUUCGCGUUUGCAGGUAGAAAAAUUCAAGGAGUUGGCACCUUACAUGGACAAGUGCCCAGUGAACAUCCCUCAGGAGUACCUACGCAUUUAGUAAAGUCGACAUCAAAACUACUUGAUGCUGCAAUGUCAAAAAAUACCCAGGUGUCAUACGAGGUUGCUUUAAAUGCUUAUCAUAAAUUCUUUUGGAAAAAUUUCAGCUCAAGUCCAACAUUUCCAGCUCAGUUGAAUCACAUUAUGUCUUUUAUAGCAUGGUUAUACCAACAUAAAAAAUCCUACAAUACGAUAAAUACCUACAUUGCAGGUAUUUCUUACUAUCACAAAAUACAUGGCCUUUCUGACCCAACUCAGUUUUUUGUCAUCAAAAAGCUCCUUAAAGGAGCUCAGCAUUUAUCCAAUGCACCAGAUAUCCGUUUACCAAUAACACCUCAUAUUCUUGUCAAGAUAGUACAUGCGCUUAAACACACAGUGUCUGGGAAGUUUAACAGACGCCUUCUGACAGCCAUGUUUACACUCUGUUUCUUUGCAUUCCUGCGGGUAGGUGAAGUAACUGUGAAAUCUCAGAAGAAUUCAAAUAGAAAUCUUGUUCUUCUUCAAAACUUGUCUAUUGAUCCAGUAAGAGGGGGAACUAAAUCUAUGACAUUAACACUCAGACAUUUCAAACAUCAUGACUCAGGUAGACCCGUGUCUUUGCAAAUAGCAGCUCAGACUUGUAAAAGUAUAUGUCCAGUAAAAGCUAUGCAAAAAUAUUUAUCAGUCAGAAGUAAAUGUCAGGGUCCUUUAUUCAGUUUUGAUGGUCAAAAACCAAUUAGUCAGGCUUACUUUACAAAUGAACUAAGAAAUGCAAUAUCAUUUGUGGGUCUUGACACAACUAAGUACAAAUCACACAGUUUUCGUAUCGGAGCAGCAUCUUAUGCUUUUAACUGCAAAAUUCCUGAGGAUAAAAUUCGUUUAAUGGGUCGCUGGAAUUCUAGUGCUGUCCGGCGAUACUUUAGAAUACCAGUUUUCGACACCGUAGAAAUUUCGCCCGUUAAUUGUGUGUGAUUCACAUUGUAGAAAGUUAAUAUGUUGACUUUGCUAUGGUACAAUUGGCUUUUACUUUAUAAUUGGACUGUCUGAGGCAGCUGAUUAUGAUAUAACGUAAAUGAAAAAUUGCGUAAACGGAACUAGCUUGGAUUCUAAACGCAGUUGAUUUAAGAGUAAGUUGACAAUUUUUGUAUUAUCUAGGCAGACUGUCUGAGGCAGCUGCUGAGUGAGCAAUUUUUUAAGGUGGCCAUUACCCAAUACCCUUAGUUUUUUAACAUUACAUGUUUGCAAAUGACUGUCUGAGGCGGC
This is a messenger RNA of Saccostrea cuccullata (small rock oyster), 4858 nucleotides long. RefSeq lists its product as uncharacterized. The record is from RefSeq and is a predicted model, not a curated record. Gene Ontology annotation, biological process: DNA recombination; DNA integration. NCBI's taxonomy places the organism in Eukaryota, Metazoa, Mollusca, Bivalvia, Ostreida, Ostreidae. The transcript has 2 exons. Gene Ontology annotation, molecular function: DNA binding. Bases 959 to 2041 code for a protein of 360 amino acids.